CCCUGCCUUCUGCAUCAGUGCGCAUGUGUAAUUAUUGAUCCAAAAUGGCGGUGGAACACAAACACAGACAGCGGGUCCAAACGUCACGUUUACCUAUAGGAGCAUAACGGUCAGCCAUGUACCGCUAACAACGAGCAGCAACUCGUAAGGGUUUUCCGUGUAAGACAAGACCUGGGCAGUGAGAGAGACACACACAGGAGAAUGGGGUCCGACCUGCUAGCCAUACAACUGGAGGUGACCAGCAUGCUGCUGGAUGCAGAGCGGAGGAAGCUGCUGGCCCUCCAGCGGGAAAUGGGUGCACUGCAGCGCCUCAGCUGUCCUGGAGACAUCAACCCGGAACAGGUUUCAGAUCUAGAACGACAGCAGUUGAAUCAUAGUCGUAUCAAGCUCCAGUAUGAACGCCUGGAGCAGGAAUACAGGUUUGCAGCCCAGGGCAUCAUCAGAAGAAGCAGCGUCUCACAGAAGUCAAGAAGCCAGCCUUCCCUGGGAAUGAAGACUACACCAAAGUCAAGGCCUAGUAUCUUCGGCACCCUGACCAAAGAGCGCAGCCCCAAGAACAAGCGAAGGUUAAGCAUGCCGCAGACUUCUGCCCGUGACCUGACGACGGUCAUACGGCUGUCAGCCGGGGAGAGCAAUGGCGGGGUAUCCACGGAGACUGGAGAAAACGAACUGGACGCCUCAGAGGCCCUGAUCUACCAGGAUGGUAACCUGGUAUCUGGCUCACUGGAGGCACUCACACAACACCUGGUCCCCACACCUGACUACUACCCAGAGAGAACGUACAUCUUUGCUUUCCUGCUGUCGUCUCGGCUCUUCAUUAAACCACAUGAACUCCUGGAGGAAGUUUGCAAGCAAUGUAGACUUCAAAUGAAGCUUACAGAGGACAGACAAGACAAGGCAGCAGAAGGAAGACUAGGCUCUCACAUUGUGCAACUCAUUAGUGAGUGGACGGAGGUUUUUGCCUACGACUUUAGAGACGAGAGAAUGCUGAAACAUUUGAAGGACAUCACUCAGAGAUGCUCCAUCAUCAAUGAGAAUCAGAGAAAAACUGUGGGGCAGAUCAUGCAGACACUUGUUAGAAAGCUGUCAGUGUUGGAUAAGUACGAACAUGUCCUGACCAAAAUCAACGCCAGUCUGACGGACAGGCUCAGAGUGCUGAAAACAAACCCACAUGCAAUACAGAAGGACAUCCUUAACGUGUGCAAUGACCCAGUAGUGAUGGCUCAGCAGCUUACACACAUAGAGAUGGAGAGAAUCAGCCAUAUUGGACCAGAAGAGUUUGUGCAAUCCUUCGUGUCAAAAGAUGUGGCAGAGUGGGAUGAGCGGACCUUGUUCCAAGACAUGAAGAAGACCUCCAACCUGGAGGCUUACGUGGAAUGGUUCAACCGUCUGAGCUACAUGGUGGCAACAGAAAUAUGUAUGGUGAGGCAUGCAGCUUCUCGCAGGCCAGUGAAAAAGAAGCACAGAGCACGAGUGAUAGAGUUCUUCAUUGAUGUAGCUCGAGAGUGUUUCAACAUCGGAAACUUCAACUCUCUCAUGGCCAUCAUUGCUGGUUUGAACAUGAGUCCAGUCGCCAGACUGAAGAAAACAUGGUCCAAGGUGGAUACUUGCAAGUUUGAUGUUCUGGAGCACCAAAUGGAUCCAACAUCCAACUUCUCCAACUACCGAGCCUCCCUCAUGGCUGCAUUGCACAGAGCUGCCGGGGCACACAGCAAUAGAGAACGGAUUGUCAUCCCAUUCUUCAGCCUGAUGGUGAAGGAUAUCUACUUCUUAAACGAGACAUGUAGUAACAAACUCCAAAAUGGACAUGUCCGUUUUGAGAAAUUUUGGCAGCUGGCAAGACAGGUGACCUCCUUUUGCACCUGGCAGCAGGUGGAGUGUCCAUUUGAGAGACACCGCAAAGUACUGAACUACCUUCUGACAGCUCCAGUGUUUUAUGAAGACUCUUUGCACCUGGUGUCAUUUGACUGUGAAGGACCUGAAAAUCACCUGGAGAAGGAACGAUUCAAGACACUGAAGAGCCAGCUUCUUGACCAGUGAUGUUUCCAGUUCAAGUAGGGACGACGUCCUUGCUGGUGCACCAAGUUGUAAAUAGUCCUGUGAGUGGUGCACAAAAAACGUGGCGUGUGACAUAGGAGAGACGAACCAGUGAAGUACUACAGACUGCUGGUCAGCUGGAAGUCAUGCUGGAGUGGUUGUGAAGUGAUCCAAACCCAACGAUUUGUAUGAAAAUCGUUAUUGAUUUUAAAAGAAGAAUCAUCUGCAUUAAUUUUGUUGAGGAAGGAAAGGAAUACUUUAUCUUUUCAAAGAGAAAAAUUGCAGAAAUGAUUUGUAAUAGUGAAAACAGUGAAAUUCAAAGAAGCUCCAAAAGUGUAAUGUUCCUUAGUUAUGACUUAGUGUGAGAAAUGCAGCCAUUUACUAAAAAGAAAAUAGCUGUGAUUUCAGGAGGUGCUUCUUGUUUGAAAUCAGUCUAAAACCUGUAUUAAUAAGUGAAAAUUAGUAAGUGAAAAUCAGACUGAAAAUGAAUGAUCAGAAAUAAUUCUAAGGAUGAAUUUGCUUUGAACCACACAUUCAAGUCAAUGACUUUUUAAUUUUUUUAACUUAAAGUCAAAUUGGUUAGCAGGAUACUAUGUAAAUUUCUCUGUGUCAUACCUGUCCUUAAAAUCACUUAUUCCAAAUAUUAUGAUAAUAUUGUGAAUACCAAAUCUUCUGUCUUCUUAAAGUUGGAUGUACAUUAAUUUCAUUGUGUAUAAUGAUAGAUUUUAAUUGUUGUAUUGAAAGAUGUGUACAUAUUUCAUCUAUUUGUGUAAAGAAGAGAAUGUGCCAAUUGUUGUCCGUUCAAUAUAUCUAUGUUAUUAUUUCAGAAUCUGUGGAACUUAUUCCUGAUUCCUAUUUGUACUCAAUACAACCCUACAAAAUUGUAAAUUGUUACCGUGCAAUUGACCAGUCAACAUAAUGUAUGCUAAUGUGUGCAUUUGGCAGUUGAGUCACUCAGACUCACUCCUGUAUUCUGAAUGUAUCCAGUACGCUAGAUACUGCUCACACAUUUUUAUAGCAACUCCGCCUUCCUGCCAUUUGUUUUAUAAUCCAUAAACAUGUUCCAGCACCAAGACAACAGACAUGACAGUGUAAUUUGAAAUGUUAUGUUUCUGUAAAAAAUUCAAGCAAUGCAACAGAUAUAAUUCUGCUGGCUGUGUUAAUGAAGUACAUGUAAAUUAUGUAAUGAAGUACAAGUGGUGAACAUAGACACAUUAAGACUUUAGACUAUUAUUAACUUAGAGGAUAUGAAGCUUGAUUUUCUGUUAUAGCUUCAGUUACACUAGUCAGUGCCCAUGGCCAGCCCCAAACCAUUAAGCACUUUUUAAGUCAUAAGUCAUAAAUGUAUUUGAUGGGACUCUUUUCCAUUGUGCAAUGAAAUCCACAAAGUGCAAAAUCCUUUUCAUUAGUGACAAUGUCAGCACCUUUGACCAGCAUGUACAUGUGACCAAGCUUUUGCUAAACCAUUCCAGAACCAGUGUGUUCAUAGUAAGACUCUGUACAUACAACUUGGUAAUGUUUAGUAACAAUGCAAAGUCCACUUUUCACUGCAAACCUUAUGUGGGAAAAAGUGGUGUCCCAUCCCCUUUGAAGAUUGAUGAUGACUUGUGCACAGUGGGAAGCUACAUGUAUGUAUACAGUAACAUUGAAUCAUGCAUGUUUGUACAUACAAUGUAGACAUCCAAUUUUGUAGUUGAUGCUGGAUAGGACAACUUAUUAUAACGUAUUAUACAUUACAACUGUGAAGUACUUACUUGAUACUUAAAGGAAGAAUAGUGCUAAAGGCAGAUUGUGAAAGACUCUUUGAUACAUUCAGAAAAUUCUACCUUAUUGAACGUGCACUAUAUGCUUUCACACUAAUAUUUGUGGGUAGAAAUGACUGGAUCUGUUUUUAAAAACAUUGUAACAGUAUAAUGUAAAAUUGGCUGGGUUGGGCUUGAUACCAGCUUACGCAUUUGAGGGACCCACAACUACAAGGGUAUCCAAAGUGCACCAAUCUAGCAUAGAGCAAACAUAACCACCACCAGGUGAGCCUUAAGAUGUGACAAAUGUAAAUCUUCUAGGAGAACCACUGCCAGAAGGAUGUUUAAUGUACACGUACAUUCUCUCUGCCUAGAUCAAGUCUUCCUGACACUCCAAAGUACUGUGCCAAGUACGUCCAGUCUUGUGCUUUGUGGAUGUCAAUAGUGACAGCAAAUUGUAGCUACAGGCAUAUGCUAUCUUUAGUGACUGUCUGAAAAGUGAAAGGAGUUGGUACAUUUGUAUUUGACUGAACUUGAUUAGAGACUUUAAUAUAAGGAAUGUUCCCCAAAGCAUUUUUGUAGUUUCAAGCAACUCUGAUAUAUCAUUGUGCAAUGAAAUUCAUUGUAAAAACAUCAUCUCUUUUUUCAUGCCUACUUUGGAUAGACUACUACGAGUAGUCAACAUUUUUAUUUCUUGCAGAUGCAGAAUUGCUGAAAGGUGGUCUUGAAAAAUGCGCACUGUGCCAUUUUUAUUAUGAUUGCUGAUCACAACAGUUGAGGUUCAAAACCCCACUUUUUAGAAACUGUCAGAUCCAAUCUAGCAUAUGCAAAGGCACAGAUACAUGUACUUCAGUGUAAUAAGUCAAUAGGUGGUUUCAUCAGUAAAAUUGCACUGUAGCCAAGGAGUGGUCUGUUUCAUCAGUGAAAGUGCACUGUAGCCAAUAGCCAAGGAGUCCAAAUGUACAGCAAAUUUUACACUGCCUUGUGUAUGAAGGGGAAACUCCCAGCCUUCGUGUAUCAGUGAUUGGGUUUUGUUGCAGAUGAAAGGACUGUGAAUAUGCACUACGUAUUAAACUGAGAAGUGACUGUGAACACAAUAAAAGUGAAACAUUCAAGAUUGCA
Branchiostoma floridae (Florida lancelet) is the source of this 4901-nucleotide messenger RNA. RefSeq names its product ras-GEF domain-containing family member 1B-like. Lineage: Eukaryota; Metazoa; Chordata; Leptocardii; Amphioxiformes; Branchiostomatidae. Bases 202 to 2040 code for a protein of 612 amino acids. The record is from RefSeq and is a predicted model, not a curated record. Gene Ontology annotation, molecular function: guanyl-nucleotide exchange factor activity. Gene Ontology annotation, cellular component: plasma membrane. The transcript has 27 exons. Gene Ontology annotation, biological process: positive regulation of GTPase activity; Ras protein signal transduction.